Messenger RNA from Cylindrotheca closterium, 3012 nucleotides. The record is from the annotation of a GenBank genome assembly. NCBI's taxonomy places the organism in Eukaryota, Bacillariophyta, Bacillariophyceae, Bacillariales, Bacillariaceae.
AUGGCGUCGUCUCGAUGGAAGCGGUUUGCCUUCUUUGAGCGCAACACGCUUAGUCUUCCUUCUGAAGUAUUGGAAGACAUUAUCCCACGCUCUUCAAAUCAAACAAACCGUUCCAACAGCAAAGCCGCAAAUGAUUCGGUCAGUUUGGUUGUCACGACAGCGGCAUUGCCCAUGAAUUCCAAGCCAAAGAAAUCGAACGCCACUGGAAUUAAUGCCGAUGAUUCCGCAUUAACAGAUAUGUGGUCCAGUCUUGCGGCCUGUGCUCCUAUCGAAGUGCUCGAGGAGAGUGGGGCCAUUCGACUUCCAAGUCAGGCACAAAUAUUUCAAGAUGAUAGCAAUGUUCCUCCAACCGGAGCUGCAAUGGAUGGAUUGGUGUUAGCAUUUAUCACUUCUACAGAUACCGAGUAUGUUCACUGCUUUGAUGUUACCGUCAGAUGCAAUCCACCAGAUUCUUCAGAGAAAGAUUUGGAAGAUAUGGAUGGAUGGAGAGGUUACAUUGCACCGUUCAAGGGGCAAGCAAAGCCCUCUCGGGGCGGAAACGCUCCUCAAAGUGCUGAAGAUCGUAUCAUUUCAGAAUAUAUGGAAGCUGAUAAAACGGAGGGAAUCAUUGGUAUUGCUACUUGCAGAGCCACUAUUGGACACCGCCCACUGCACAUGGCUUGCAUUUCGAAGAAAAACGUCAUGGUGUGUGUCGAUCCGCAACUUUAUUUGUCAUGUCGCAGACCGCUUGCAACUCCAGACAAAUUGGAAGCCAAGUCAUUCUUGCUUUCGGUUCCGUGGCCAGAAAGUAGUGGGAAUGCAUGUGCUGUCGACGUUUACCCAGGUGUUGUUGCUGUUGGUACAGACAGUGGAGUGGUUCACGUCUACACCUAUGGUGGUGGCAGGCAGAUUAUUCGAUCCUACUUGACCAUCCCACCACCUCCAUCACCUGGACUGUCGGUUGCAUCGUGCAAGAUAUCGGUGGGAAAAGACAAGGCCAGCGUCUUUGUCGCCUACAAGAGAGCAUUGAAUUCUUCCUCGCCUAGAUCGAAUGUUGGGGUUUGCUGCUAUGACAUGCCAGUGCCCGGACCAAAACCAGCCACUGGGAAAGCGGGUUCCAGCUUUGCUUUGGUGGCUUCUACAGAUGCCAAAUCACGUCGAGAUGCCGUGGACAUUUACGAUGCCACAAACAAGCUUGUAGCAUUUCACCUGCUUUUGUCACCUGGGCAUCGAGCAGUCAGAGCGGCUGGCGUAUCGACUUCACCACAACGCUUGUCGGACGGAACCUUGCGAAGCGGCAGAUCAUCUGCCAUUCUGUUUACCUCUGGUGGAUCACUUGUCACCUUGACGGAAAAGGGCACUACUGAGAAGGUCAAUCUUUUGGUUCAAAAGAACCUAUACUCGGCAGCUGUUUUUGUGGCGUAUGGUGAUCCAUCGUUUGAAACUGCCGACAUUACAUCACUUUACCGCAGGCAUGCUGAAUAUCUUUACCGCAAGGGAGAUUACAGUGGUGCCAUUGAUCAAUACAUUCAUACGAUAGGUUCCCUUGAACCUUCUCAUGUUAUUUUCCGGUAUUUGGAUGCUCCCAAGAUUCCUCUAUUGGUGAAGUAUCUUGAAGAACUCCGAUCCAGAGAGUUGACAACACCGGUGCAUAAUGAAUUGCUCCGAACAUGUUAUUUGAAACUAAACGAUGAUGAGAGUGCAGAGUCGAUUGCGGCCUUGGCCCACCGAUCGGUUGAUACAGAAUCUCUUUCGUCCAUCGUUACAAACUCGCCGAAGGAUGGCCUUGCAUUGAUUUGCUCGUUCGACGCACCCCAAGCAGCAGAGUCGCUGGCGAUACACGGAGCUUCGCUUGCACGACUAAUGCCAAGGGAGACUGCUGGAUUGGUGGUGUCACUGUGCCUUGGCACCUUUUCACCAGCAAAGUUCUCGGAAUCAUCAUCGGCAAUCGUUGCCGAUUGUAAGAAAAUGCUAGAAUAUGCGUUUGAUGAAAGUUCACGCAAUUGCGAACCAUACCCAGUGCACAUAUUUGCCUCUUCCUUCAUGGAGAACCCAAAGACUCUUCGAUUGAUUCUCGCACAUUGUAACCGAAACAAGUGUAUCUUGACGCCAUCAUUGAGGCGCACACUGCUGGAAUUGACGCUUGCAGAAUGGAAUCAAGCAAAACGAAACGGAGAUACGGAAGCUGAAAAAAUGCGAAGAAAGGAAGCAAUUGCUGCUCUGACGGAUUCUCAUAGCAGGGAUAUUGGAGACUACGACGCGCUAGUGAUUGUACAGUUGGCCGGUUUUGAUGAAGGUGAACUUUUGCUGUACGAGCGUUUGCAAAUGGGCCCAAUGCUCUUGUCGCGAUACGCGAAGGACGGAUCAGAAAAAGCCCGCCGGCAAAUGUUGGCGAUGUGCCAAAGUGAUCCUGAAGUCUUGGCAGAUGUUCUUGGCCAAUUUGUUGCGAUGGUUGCGGAGCUUCCAAUAGAGGACAAUGGAGUAAAUGACACACCAGGAGAUGAGUCAGAUUAUGACGAAGCAAGCGAAAUCUUAGAAGACAUUCAAGAAGCCUUGUCACUCGCACGUAGACAAGGAGCUUUACCGCCUGUUCGAAUUGCUCGAAUUCUCGCAGGCGAGGGAACGGGUCAAUUCAGCAACGUUGGAGCUGCCGAGAAGGCGCCACAGCAGCGGACUGUCCCGUUGUCGGUUGCGCUGGACUACGUUGGGACAAUCCUGGAUGAAUCUCGGCAAGAAAUUGGUCGUCUACGAUCAGAAGUCGACGAGUACAAUCAGUUAUGCAACUCAAUGGAAAAGGAAGUGGAAUCUUUGUUGCGGGCUUCGCAGGGACUCCCGGCGAAGAAGGAGGCCAAGCGAUCGUCCAAGCUCGAUGUGGAAGAGAUGUAUGCGAAGGUGCGUAUGGCACUAGACGAUGGUGGAAAAUCUGAAGAUGCUGCUGCGCUAUCACGAGAGGCUUUCUGGAGAGAAAUGGAGCAAACGGAUGAUAGCUUCCAGACGAUAUCUAGAUUCUUUGCAAAAGACGUCAUCGAGUGA